Molecule: messenger RNA, 6026 nt
Organism: Vanessa tameamea
Lineage: Eukaryota; Metazoa; Arthropoda; Insecta; Lepidoptera; Nymphalidae
Gene: toc
Exons: 12
Coding region: 289-4545 (1418 amino acids)
Biological process (GO): mitotic chromosome condensation
Cellular component (GO): condensed chromosome; chromatin; condensin complex
Molecular function (GO): chromatin binding
Source: RefSeq, a predicted model, not a curated record
GGUCGUGCCAUCCGAACGACACACACAUGCGCUCGUCAGUCAACAACAGUUUGCGCGCGCACGCGUAACGUAUCGCUAUAAUUUUUACCUUAUUCGCCGGCAACGACAAACCCAGUAUUGAUCGGGCCUCUGCCGCGAAACGGCGUCUCGAAAAUGCGAAACGAAUUUUCCGCCGCCUACCAUUGUUAGACAUCAAGUAUCUCAUCGCAAUAAUAAUUUAUAAACAAUGUUACAAGUUAGGAAGUGAAAUGAUGGCUAUUUUGUGGUGUUUCCGUUAAACUUAUCGAUAUGUCGAAGAUACCUAUCGAUAGACAUGGAAAAUCAAGAUCGUUAAGUCUUCGCAGUAUUUAUUCAAAUGAGCCUCCUAAAAUCAGAACCUUACAGUACAGUGAUCUUAAAAAUAGAGAAAAUCCUGAAAAAAUCUUAACUUCAGAAUCAAAAGGAAAUAAUGAAGUAAAAGAAAAGUUAUACUUUAAACCGUAUACUUCAUUAAUACCAAAAAUGAGUUUUAGCACGGAAAAGGUGGUUGAAAAAAAUCCUCGUAUUUUAGAUUUACGAGAAAAAUUAAAUGAAAUAUCCAGAAAGCAAGAGCGUAACGUUGACAAAAUGACUAAAGGGCUUAUUAACGAUAUAACUCAACAUUUGGUUGAUGAUAAAGACGGAGAUGAAUCUGGACCGUAUAGUUUGUUAUUUGAUCUACAAACAAAUCCCUCAACAUCUUCGAAGCAAAUGAGGCCAGAUUCGUGGAGCUCAAAAGGAUUAGAUGAAGGCUUUGAAUCCAAUUCUCAAAACUCAAGCAGAAUCACCAAUUUGGCUAAUAAAAGCUUGGAAAGAUUACCAAAUGUUCUAAAUUUUGAUGAUAAGCCAAUGAAGGAAUUUGAAUACUCAUGUGAAAAAGAAUUUAAUUUUAUUCCUAAAAAACCGUUUUGCACUCAAUCCAGGUCAGAUCUUUGUUUACAACUUAAAUCUCAUAUACAUUCUCGAACCUACGAAACGAACUUAAGCCCGAACGAUAACUCACUAAGCAGAAAUAACGAAGAGAAUUCAUUGGACGAUAGUUUAGGUAUUCUUACACCAGAUCAAAUGGACGAUAUAUGUUAUUUAGAAAACGCAUUUUCUCCAACAGUUGAAGGUUUACCGAUAUUUUGUGAUAAUAAUGAGUACAAGGCAUCUCCAGACAAUGGAGAUACUCCUUCCACUGAUCGAACCGACAGUAACUCGGCAGCAUCUACCAUACAAAAUGAUGGUUUUGAAAAUAUAAGUAACAAAUGCAACAAAUUAAGAGAAUCUUUUGCGCCGCUAGCAACUUUGGAUGCUAUGGACCCCAUUAUGAGUGAAGACGGUAAUUUCAAAGCAUUUUGUUAUUCCGUUGAAGAAUCAUCCGAGCAAGAUAAUAAUUCUGUUAAAGAUGACAUUAAUGUAUGUAAAGAAGAUUGUGUAUCUAAUCUAGUUGAAGAAGAAUUUUUACCAUCCAUUCACGGAAGCAUUUUGGAGCCAGCUAGUUCCAUUGCUGAUACAACUGUUAACUUAGAUAUUCCUUUGGAUUGUAAACACGGGAAUAUUUUGGCAUCGAAUCGAAUAGAUCAAACUCCUUCGCCCGAAGAUUUACCACUCGAUAGUUCUGACUUGAAUGGCGAAAUCAGCACGUAUUCACAGUUUUCUGCUUCAACUCUACACGAUUCACAAACCUAUUCAGACAGUAAAAACGAUAAAUCUAUGGAAACUUCGAAAGUGUCUAAUAGUUUUAUAACAAGCAUAACUAGUAUUACUAGUUUGGAUGGUUAUCAAGGAGAUGGGGAAAUGUCACGACCAGUAAGUAGAAGUGCUGAACAUAAUAUUGGACCAAGGGAAGACGCUAUUGAAAUGGACUGGCAAAAUGUGCCUGUACCGAGAAGAGUCGAUCCAAUGACAGAUUCCGAUUUCUUUACGGAAAGCGACGCGGAUGGUUUAGAUGAACAUAUGCAACGUGGCGAUCGGAGAGCACAAGUUAUUGAUGGAGCUCUUUACGGUGGAAAAAAUAAGAAUGGAAAUGCUCCUUUAAUAGUAAAUAGAAGUGAAGAUUCUUGUAUGGAAUCAAGUGGAGUUUACACAGACUUUGAGAAUCAGCGUGCCUCACCUGUUUUCUUAAAUGUUAUAAACGACAUGUCACCUGAUUCAACGACAUCUACACAUUCAGAAUGCAGCCAAAAAAGUUCUGGAUGUGGCAAGAUUAAGACAUGCUUCACGCCUGUAGAGGACGUAUUAGAAAAACAAAACUCUGUUAUAUCUCAUGUUGUUGAUGACGAUGAAACUCCAAAAAAUACAAGCAAAAGAAAUUCUCUUAAUAGCGUUAAAGAUGUUAGAUGUAUUGAAAAAGGCAAAGAAGAGAAAAGAAGUUUCACAUUAAAGAAGUAUAAAAUGCCUAAGCGGGACGUACCCAGUAAAUUAAAAACUAUGUUGGCCAGUCGAAAGACUGAGGUAACUAAUAGUGUACAGAAUAGUCCAAAAUCCGUGAAAAAGCCAGAGAGACGCGACAAUUUCUCGAAGAAAAAUUCUAUUGAUACUAAAAUUGAUUACAAGACGAAAUCGUUUAAAGAUAUUAAAUCAAAGGUAGAUUGUUCGUUUACAUUACAACGGUCGCAAACUUCAUGUAGUGUAACCAGAAUGCUAAGCUCAAAAUCAUCAAAUAACAAUACGAAGCCUAAAAGUCGCCAUAUACGAAUGCGAAUGGAACUAGGAUCAGCCAAUGGCAGCGGAAAAAGCAGCUUGCACAGUUCUCAAAGUGACAUCAGCGCGACCAGCACUCCUUUAGGAAAACACUCCAACAGCCGCUUCCCUUUGCUACGAAAUGGGAAAAAGAGGGAAAGCGCACCGACGCCGUCGACGCCUAGCCGUCCCCCGCCUGUCCCCCAACCACCAGCUGCGACGGCGAAGAAAAAUGGAGUGGUUCAAAAGUUGUCGUCGUCGCCCGUGGCGAUGCGCGCGCGCACCUCCCUCGCUCCACCCCCCUCGCCGCGGAAACCCGUUCCACACAGAGCACCUGCGCAAAGACCUAAUACACUCUCGACUAGCAAAGAGCCUCCGCGCGUGUCGGCUGCUGUGGGGCCGCGAAGCAAACGAGUGCAGACGCCGCAGCCCGUGCGGUCACCGCCUGCAACGCUCACCGCCCCGCCGCCCGCUCAGCCGCGCGAACAUUCAGUUGCUCUCGCACAUGCUACUAAAGGCGUUGAAGCAUUAGGGGUUCUCGUGCAGUACCUAGUGUUUCGAUUGGACGCUCUGAACAGCGGGUCAUGGCGGCAAGAAGCGGAGAGGUGGCGGGGCGUGGCGGCGACGGAGCGCAACAGCGCUGCGCGCGCCGACCGCGAUCGGCAGCAGCGCGCGCAAAAGGAUCUCGAUACCAUCGCAGAAUGCCUGAGCAAGAUCUCAGAGCUAGAGAUGGAGGUAUCGUCCAAGGAGGAAGCCAAUGCGCGCUUACAAGCCGCACACAUUGAAGAGGUAUCAGCCUUGGCGAGUGAAGUGAAGGGGUUGAAGGGUACAAUAGAGACCCUGAAACAGGAGGUUGCCGAAAGCAGAGCACGCUUGCACGCACACAGUGAAAUCGAACGGACCCUGCGCGCGCAGCUCGAAGCUGCACGGGCUGAAAUCGAGCGAAGCGCUAAGUUGCGCAACUCGUCGACCGAGCCGUCGCGCGACGCGUUGUGCAACAUGUGUGACGCAGCUUGUGAUCCCGUUUAUUGUGAAGUGGAAGCGUACGAAUUGCAAUUGAACACGAAAGAAGAAUUGAGUUCCGACGCCACGGAAUUAGCAGCGGAGGUGCGAUCCUUGAGAGCAGUGAUCGAGCUGAAGCAGGCCGAGAUGGCCUCCCUGCGCGACGCGCGCUCGGAGCUGGCGGCGGAGCGCGAGCGGCGGGCGGGCGCCGAGCGGGACGCGUGCGCGGCGCGGCACGCGGCCGAGGAGCUGCGCGAGCGGGCCGCCGCGCGCCAGCGGGAGGCCGACCGCCUGCGCGACGACAACCGCCGCCUGCGGGAGGUGGCCGCGCGCGACCGCGACCACGCCACGAGGAUCGCAGCGCUCAACGAGGAGCUGCGAUAUAAACUUCGGCAGAAGUCUCAAGUGGUAUCCCUCUUGGCGGGCGGAGGAUACAUUGAACGAACCCCUAUGCGAACACGCACAUCCUCUGGUGAAUCUGUGCGGUCGUCGUCUCCCCCACCGGACUCGCCUCCAUCCCCUGCGUCGUCCCCCGCGCCGGACACGCCCCCGCUGCCGGCUGUCAAGGGAGUCGUGGAGAAACACGACUCGGUCAGCUGGGUACUCGAAAUCGAAGAAACGCCAGAAGAAAUGGCUUCGAGGCUGGCGCGGCGCUCGUCGUUCCGCGCGGCGGCAUCGCCGGGCGGCGUGAAGCGGCGCGGCGGGGGCUCCCCGGGCAGCUCCCCCGCGCCCGCCUCCCCCGCGCCCAACGCCUCCAAGCUCUUCCGACCGGGAGACCUCGACUUCCCACCGGCCCCGCCCCCCCUCAAGGAAUCCGCGGGGGAGGCCAUCUACAUUUACGACGACCGUCAGUAUUGAAGUGCUUAUUUAUAUGAAAGAAUACUAGUCUUGUGCUCGUGACGACGCGGACACGGAGGGAACGGAUUCGAUAUUCUUGCCGGACUUUCUAUGAAUGGACAGUGUCAAAUAGUCUUAGUGGAACUUCGGGACCGGACUGGAUCGUGCUAGGGCUUUAAGAUAGGAGUAAAGUACGAGGAACGCAAAUAUGAUUGUUCGAUUACAAAUGGAUGAGUGUUCGCUCUCGACCCCUAGUGUGUAAUGAUGAUCACGUACGUAUUUGAAUUCUCACUGUAUCGGAAGGUUAUCUAUUUAUGAAACGGAUUAUUUAUGAGCUUAUUAUUAUUUUAUGUAGUUUUAGUAUAUAUACACGUGUUUGCUCUUUCUCGAAGGAAUUAGCUUGUGGUGAUAUGAAUAUGUUUUUGUUCGCCAUUGAUAUUACAACGGAUUACGUAGAUAUGUAAUAGAUAUUUAAUAUUGGAUUUAGUCCUUACAUUAUUUGCGCUUUCGGUCACUUUGUACACAACGUAUUGUCACUAAAGUGAAUGGGAAUGUCAAAUAAAAUAGGGGGAUAAGUUUAGACUCAUUUUAACAUAUUAAGUCUGCUUCUUUUCGAAAUCUGGCCUCAAAAUAUAUUUUAUCGUAUCGGCUAUGUUUUGAAGUAAAACCUAUAAGUACCUGUGUGUUGCGCCAAUGAAUAUGUCAUACUUACUAUUUCUUAGACCUUAACUUAGAACUCAUUUCGUCGCUGAUGAUCAUCGUUAUAUUCUAUUAUUUUCUUCGAUGUCUUCGUUCACUUCGAGAUCUCCUUCAAUUUCUGUCGUCUACGUUUCGUCUUAUUCUCUAUAAUAUUUAUUGGUGCAAUUAUUUCGAAUAGCUUCAUUCAGAAUAACCGAGUCGUUAACAUUAUAUGUAACAGUUAGAUGAUUCGGUGAUUUGUCAGUUGUAGAGAUUCGUCGGCUGAUAUUGUAAGUUUUGUAAGUAAAUCAUUGUAUUGUUUUGUGUUUAUUAUUACAUUUAUAACUUAAUUAUUAUAAUAGUUUAUCAUGGUUGUUGGCAAUGUUUUUAUUUUUUAUGUACAAAUAACAAUGAAAAAUUAACCUAGUUUUAAGAUCAUCAAUGUCUGUUGACAUUACAAGCGGCGGUUAAGUUUUGCGCUACUUUUUUAUAUUGAUAGAUGCUUUUGAAGAGAUGUUGUCUUCAUUCAGAUUUAUAUAAUACGAUACAUUUAAUCUAUAAUAGAUUAUGUACUAAUUAAACUUAGAAAAGCGAUAUUCAAACCAAAGAGUCUCAUUCAUCUUAACUCUUUGUUAUGUUCCUUAUGAUUUUAGUGAGCCUGUAACUUUGCAUGCGUCAGAUAAUUCAGGCGACUUAUAUUUUAAUUAUUUUUUAAGCUAAACAAUAUGAAUAAUACCAUUCCAAAUUAAGAAUUGUAAGCGAAAAUAAAUACUACAUGAUUAGGAGAAUAUCUAUUAAUAAAAAAAAUAAACUAUCUGAAAAUA